Molecule: messenger RNA, 1703 nt
Organism: Drosophila willistoni
Lineage: Eukaryota; Metazoa; Arthropoda; Insecta; Diptera; Drosophilidae
Gene: Ugt302K1
Product: UDP-glycosyltransferase UGT5
Exons: 3
Coding region: 96-1661 (521 amino acids)
Molecular function (GO): UDP-glycosyltransferase activity
Source: RefSeq, a predicted model, not a curated record
AUAAACGUUCUCAUGCUGAACAUAUAAAAACGCUGCCAAACUCUGUUUUUCUGCAGUCUUUGAUUGAACAUCGAAAUAUAAAUAUACUUGGUAAAAUGCGACUGGCAAUAUUUGCUUCGAUUUUCAGCCUAAUUGGCUGUGUGGGUCUUUGUAGUGCUUAUAAUUUUUUGAUGGUUCUUAACUCAGCCGGUCGAUCUCAUUUCAAUGUUGGCCAUGCCUUGGCUAAAGGUCUAGUGGCAAAGGGUCACGAAAUUACAGUGGUGUCAGUGUUUCCAUUAAAAAAACCUAUACCAGGAUAUCAUGAUGUGGAUGUGCCUAAUGUAAUUAAAGUAAUGCAAGGUGAUAUAGCAGCUCUAUGGCAAUCCAUUCAAAAGCCACUCACUGAAAAAUUAAUGGAUCACUAUCAAAUGGGUUUUCGCAUCACCAGAGGGCUGUUCGAGGAUCCCAAUUUCCAGAAAUUAUUAGUCAGUAACAGCACUUUUGAUGGUGUCAUCUGUGAAUCAUUCUAUAAUGAUGCCCACUACGGUUUGGCGGAACAUUUUAAGGCCCCGCUGAUUGCAUUAAGUACAGGAGGAGCUUUGACUUUUAUAUCGGAUAUGGUUGGUUCUCCAGCUCCACCGUCUUUUGUUCCUCACAUAAUGCUUUCAUUUGGUGAUCACAUGACAUUCUAUGAACGUUUGGUCAACGUUUUAUUCUUAGCAUAUGAGCGAUUUCUUCUGGACUACUACUAUCUGCCCAAACAGGCUGAAAUCUAUAGGGAAUUCUUCCCCCAUAAUAAACAUAAUUUCUAUGAAAUGCGUCGAAAUGCCUCAUUGGUGUUGAUAAAUCAGCAUUUCUCUCUUGGCUUUCCGCGCCCAUAUGCGCCUAAUAUGAUUGAAGUGGCUGGACUUCAUGUUGAUGACAAUCAGAAGCCAUUACCGCCAGCAAUUGAAAAAUUCAUAAAUGAAUCAAACCAUGGAGCCAUAUAUUUCUCCAUGGGAUCGAAUUUAAAAAGCAAAGAUUUGCCAGCUGAGAAGAUUGCAGAGAUUUUACAAGCAUUUCGAGGACUAAAGCAGAGAGUUUUAUGGAAAUUCGAGUUAGAUGACCUGCCCAAUAAGCCGGAUAAUGUCUAUAUAUCUAAUUGGUUUCCUCAAACAGACAUUCUGGCACAUCCAAACAUUUUGGCAUUCAUUACACACGGUGGCAUGCUUAGCACAACGGAAUCGAUAUAUCUUGGCAAACCUGUUAUCGGCUAUCCCAUAUUCAGUGACCAGUUCAGUAAUAUGGCUCACGCCGAACAGAUCGGCUAUGGCAUUAAGCUGGACUUCCAGAAAUUAAAUAGUAAGGAUUUGCGUGCUGCUAUCGAAAGAAUUACCAGUGUACGUUCAUAUAGUGAACGUGUUCAGGCAAUAUCUCAAAGAUAUCGAGAUCAGCAGCAAAAACCUUUGGAUAAUGCCGUUUUUUGGGUAGAACAUGUGGUUAGGCAUAAAGGAGCGGACUAUCUAAAAAGUGCUGGACAACGUCUAAAUUGGUGGCAAUAUCAUAUUGUUGAUGUUUUAGCCGUGAUAUCUAUUUCUGUUAUUCUAACGCUCACUGUUCUAUUCUGGGCAUUGUGGAAAUUAUUGAGCAAACUGCUAAAUGGUAAAACGAAAAACAUUAAGGAAAAACAGAAACGUAAUUGAAAUUAAGUGAAUUGAAAAUUUUAAUAUACAUUCUAUAUAUAA